CUAAUAAAGAGUGUGUGGAAAAGCUGGAGACUGGACGAAAGAGUGGGGGUGUAGCCUGUGAGCCUGUGGUAAUAGGCUAUGAGGCAGAGAGGGAGAGACGUGGACAGUGAUGCUGCGCGUUAUCUGCUCACUAAAUGAGGGUUGUCUUUCCCAGUUCAGGCAGCAGGGCUUCUCCACCCUUCUAGCGAGGAUCUGUAAUUUACACGACAACAGCAGGGCGUCUGUCGGUUCUCCAUCAUCUGCGCUGGAUCUACCACAGAGCUGUUCCAGCACCUAACGCUAAGCGCCAAAGGAGAAGAGCUCAUUAUCGUGCCAUGUGCAGAACGACAUAUGUGUGAAUUCAAGCGGUGACAGAGGAGGGGGAAUGGACAGGGGGACAUUGUCAGCAUAUUCCUGCAAACGCACAAACGGUGAUAAAUUGGAGGCUGUCGUGUAGAGAGAAGACCUUCAAAUACGCAGCAGCCAAUCCAUCAAAUUAUUUUUUAUUGCCAGCGGAAAGGGAUCUGUGGUCAGGUGUCGCUUUAUUUCAACCACAACAAUGGGGGAGCAGCCCAUCUACAGCACGCGGGCCCACGUCUUCCAGAUUGACCCCAACACCAAGAAGAACUGGCUGCCUACCAGCAAACAUGCUGUCACUGUCUCCUACUUCUACGACAGCACGCGCAAUGUCUACCGCAUCAUAAGCCUGGAUGGCACCAAGGCAAUAAUCAACAGCACCAUCAGUCCCAACAUGACGUUCACAAAAACGUCUCAGAAGUUUGGCCAGUGGGCAGACAGUCGAGCAAACACUGUCUACGGACUGGGAUUCUCCACUGAGCAUCAUCUGUCUAAGUUUGCAGAGAAGUUUGCAGAGUACAAAGAGGCAGCACGGCUUGCUAAGGAGAAGAGUCAAGAGAAGAUGGAGAUGGCCACAUCUCCUUCUCAGGAGUCUCCAGCAGGUGAGCUCUCUUCACCUCUGACCCCUGUGACUCCGCCCAUGGAAAAUAUUAACGGCACAGAUGAGAUCUGCGACGCAACUCCUAACUCAGACACCCGUACAGAGCCUGCCCAGAAUGCCCUGGCCUUCGCACACAGCCCGGCCAUGACUAAACACUGGGAAGCUGAGCUGGAGGCUCUAAAGGGGAACAAUGCCAAGCUAACGGCGGCUCUGCUGGAAUCCACAGCCAACGUCAAACAGUGGAAACAGCAACUGGCUGCCUACCAGGAGGAGGCAGAGAGAUUACACAAACGGGUGACGGAACUUGAGUGUCAGAGCAACCAAACUCCGGUGAUCAAAUCCCAGAAGACUGAACUCAACCAAACCAUAGAGGAGCUGGAGAAUACACUACGAGAUAAGGAAGAGGAAAUGGAAAAAUUGAAAGAAGAACUAGAAAACAUGAAUGACCUGAUGGAGCAGAAAGACACUCUUACUCAGAAGCUUGAGGAGACAGAGCUGCGUAGUCGGGUGCUUGAGGAGCAGCUAGCAGGAGCUGAGCAACGGCUGGAGGAGAACCAAGAGGAACAGGAGAAUUUUAGAAAGACCCUGCGGACACUACUGGAGCUGCUCGACGGCAAGAUCUUUGAGCUGACAGAGCUCAGAGACACCUUGGCUCGGCUCAUAGAGGAGGCCAGCUAGAGACAGAGGUUCCUAAGCUUCAUAUGAGCCAUAUGAUAAUUUACUUACACCCCCGAUGAACCCACUUCAAUCCUUCUCUUCAUGCCUCCCUUCCUCAUACACCCAACACACAUUCAAAAUGAGACAUUGCACUGCCCCCAUUCAUAUUUUGCUCAAAAAGGGCAGCUGGUUCCCCGUUUUUACCUUGCAGGCAUUGAGUUCCUAUCAACCACAAGCACUCCCGUGGUUCAAGAAGACGCAGGGACUACCUCAGCUUGAGCUUUCAUUGGCUGGUAUAGGCAUAAUCUUGGUUGAACUGGUUACUCCAGUUGUAGAGAUGCCUGUGGUGGCUUAGCUGCAACUCCCCACCCUCCACCCUCCUCACACAGACACACAUUCUCUUGAGAACUGUGCCUCAGUGCCAUCUACUGUUUAACCAGGAGAGCUGCACUCGACUUGCAGCAUCACGCUCAUGCACAGGCACACAAUCACACACUUUUCCGUCCCUCGCUAAACUACCCCACCAGGGGAAUGUUGAAAGUCAUGUGGAAAUAAUUGCUGUUAAGACUCAGAGAACUGCGCCAAAGCUGCCAAAUCUCCUGAAAAUAUUGUCCUCUAACUAGCAGAUGCUUUGAUCCAAAGUGACUUACUGUACAGAGAAGAUUUGAACAGAAGAACUCAUGUUUAAGCUCGGGCUGCCAGAAGAAUGUAACUAGGAACAGAGAAUUAUAGGAUGGCUCCAAAAAACUAGUCAGUCUUAGCUAUUUUGGCCUGCUGUGGCAUCACUCUUCCCAGCCUGGAUUCACAGGGCUGCUGGUGAAUGACAUCUGGAAUACUUCUUAGGUGAAAAUGAAGGACUGUCCAUUAAAAAUCCUACAUGAUAGAUGAGUAUUGAUUCUUCCAGAGGCAGAAAAUUUUAUUACUAUAUUUGAGAUGAGAAUUCCUGUACUCAGACUUCUUCCACCAUCACAGACAACUGACCUGUCUUCCUGCCAUACUCAGUGUGGCAUGUGUCCAAAUAAGGUCUGGGAUACCUAUCUGGCACACAUAAAUGGGCAUGCUUGUAUUUAAUACAUGUUUAUGCUGUAAGACAGAGGAGACCUUGUUUUUGCAACAACAAGGGCCACACAUACACAUUGAGUGUUAACCAGACAGGCUCUAUACAACACCUCUAUCCAACUCUAUCAGGUACUCAACUCAGUGGACUCAUGCAGAUAGGUGAAACGCAAUUAAGCUAAUCCACCCCCUCCCUCCCUUCCAAAAGAAAGUGUACCGCUGUUGACCGCAAAACUGUGUGGCAGCCCUGUGUGGUCAAAGUAGUGCAUCCUGAAGGGCUUACAGAGUGUCAUCUUCAUGUUUGUAAAUCUCCACCCUCAGUGAAACUGGCCACAGAUUGUCACUCUUCACAGGUGAAUACAGAACUGUAAUCAGUUUAUAUUCUUUUUUACACAGGAUAUAUAAUAGUGACAAUAUAAUUAUAGAAUUGUAUGAGACAACUUUCUACUCAUGCCGGCAUUGUAAAUGAAUGGAUGGAUGGAUAAAUCAAAUGCAGUAACACCCUGCAGUGGCUUAUUGUUGUGUAUUAACCCAUGAGUAUCUCAUCUGUAGGUAAACACUGAAAGCCUCUUCUGUAUAUUUGAAAAGCAUAAGGACACAAUGUAAACACAUCCAGUAGUCUUAUUCAUUUUGUACCAAAAUAUACUCUCGCUGUAUAAAGCAGCUCUUCCGCUGGUAAAAUCUUCAAUCCUCUAAAUUUCUAAGAAGCUAUAUCUUCACAAGGUGCUGCUAUCUUAUAUUUCAACAGAGCGCCCUGUUUGCACUGUUAUUACACUGUUGUAACGCCAUUUUAUGUCAACAGAUUUGCAUUUAGUAUUAGCACAGUAUAAUUAUGUAGUUAAAUUACUUUCUGUAGUUGGUAACACAGGUUAAUACACUGGAAUAAGACUCAUGUGAAAGGGAAUGUUACCUAUUUUUCUGUCUGGUGUAACUUUAAACAGUCGCGUGACAGAGACGAAAUACCUUAAUAUUAAUGCUAUUGUUAAUGAAUGCCUUUGUACAGUAGUGAAUAAGAAGCUUUUCAUUCUCCUGUUUUGUAACUUAUGGUACUUCAAUGUAGGUAUUAUUAUUGUAUUUAGAGGUAUGAGAAGACUGGCAAUAUUUUUGACUAUUUAAAGUAAUUUUGAACUCAUGACAUUAAAGAGGUACCUCAGGCUAA
This is a messenger RNA of Melanotaenia boesemani (Boeseman's rainbowfish), 3809 nucleotides long. It is a transcript of the gene homer1b, whose product is annotated as homer scaffold protein 1b. NCBI's taxonomy places the organism in Eukaryota, Metazoa, Chordata, Actinopteri, Atheriniformes, Melanotaeniidae. Gene Ontology annotation, cellular component: cytoplasm; postsynaptic density; dendrite. Bases 539 to 1615 code for a protein of 358 amino acids. The record is from RefSeq and is a predicted model, not a curated record. The transcript has 9 exons. Gene Ontology annotation, molecular function: G protein-coupled glutamate receptor binding. Gene Ontology annotation, biological process: regulation of store-operated calcium entry; G protein-coupled glutamate receptor signaling pathway.